AUGGGGAGGGGAUUAUAUAGGCCCAUGGAGCCCCUGUCUUCCCCGUCGGCGCACUACGCCGGGGACUCGCACUCGGCGAUGCGCACGACGGCGCUAACCACGCUCCCACUCGUCGCAACCAACCGCGCAGAGAGAGGGGAGAGAAAAUCCAAGUUUCACCCUAAAAUCUCGACCGUCUCUCGGCGGCCGCCGUCCGGUUCCGAGCUUAAGGACGCCGCCAGAUUUCCUUCAUCGUCGGCAACGAGGCGUUGGAGAAGAGGCACUCCACCACCGACAUCGAUGGCCGAUCCUCGUCGCUCACCGGAAAGUCUACUGUGUUUGUGGCCUUUAAUUGCAUUUAAGCCUCUUGAUAGUCUUAGGACGGGGGAGAUUGCACUCAAUGGUAGUCAGCGUAAAUGGGCUGCCGCCAAUCUCGGCGGACGAGUGACGGUUUCCAGAUAUCAGCCUCCAGCUGAUACUGCUAGCUUCAACCUGGUAUUCUUAGCGCUUGAUUUGACUACUAGCCUCACUAUACGAAAAGCGACCGAGCUUAAGGCGGAUGAGUUUGGACGAUAUCUCAAGAACCGCUAUUCAGGGCAGGUGAUUUCACCGGGUCAAAUAGUGUCAACUCGCUUCGAGAACAUCAAGUAUGCGUGUAGGGUGACUCUGUCUAUUGGGGCUGAUCACAUGAACCCACAAGGUUUCCUAUCUAGAGAUACUAACAUCGCCUUUGAGGCAGCUGCUGGUCGCAUUAAGAUUGUAAAUCAAGAUCCCAGACCUCCACCAAUCAUUAAGGAUACGAUUGAUUUGAAAAGAAUGGGUAUUGGUGGUCUGAGCCACCACAUUGGGAUUCGCAAUGUCAGAGGCAUGCUACUUUUUGGUCCUCCGGGGAAUGGGAAAACUAUGAUUGCUCGUAAGGUUGCAAAUUUGCUGAAUGCAAAAGUGCAGACUGUUAGUGGUCCAUCUCUUCUGGAUCCAUACUUCGGUACGACAGAAAGGAACGUACGAGAAUUGUUUGAACCUAUCAUAAAGGACCAGGUCAAGCUUGGAGAAAAAAGUCCAUUGCAUGUGAUAAUCUUUGACGAGUUCGAUGCGAUAGCGAUGAUGGAUGGGCUGACCCCUCUGGACAAUCUUUUAGUCUUUGCAACCACUAACCGUAGGGAUCUUAUUGACGAAGCAUUUCUCAGGCCGGGUCGCCUGGAGAUUGAGAUUGAGAUUGGCCUUCCCGAUCUAGCUGCAAGACAAGAAAUCCUGGAGAUUCAUACUGCAAAGCUUCUGGAAAACCAUUAUCUUGAUGGUGAUGUAUCAAUUGAAAAUCUUGCUCAUCGUACCGACGGUUACAGUGGUGCGAUGCUCGAAGGGGUGGUGAAGUCUGCCGUGUCAGCAGCGCUGCAAAGGAAUAUUGCUCCCAAUCAUUUAGUCUGGACUGGCGAUUACAAUGCUUUCAAAGUUCUGGAAAGUGACUUUGUGGCAGCAGUGACUGAGGUUGCACGUGAACAUGGGAAUGAUUGAAGCUUGAUGGACUGAUAGUUCGUUUUUUUUGCCUUGAUGUUGAGUUGUAGAACAUACUGCGGCAUUGGUUUGGACUCUUGAUUUGCAAAAGGUUAAUGCUAAUCAAAUUGGCAGCAACAAUCAAGUUCUGAAUGGGAAGCAACAGAGGCAAAACAUCCAAACUUCACCACAAGCACCCAAUACUAAUGCAGCAAGUUAGCAGCCUAAAUCUGAUGCAGUUGUUGGAUGUAAAAGAGCUAGAAACUCAGAAGGGAAAAAGAAAUCUGUGGCUUGGCAGCAUUUCACAAUGGUGGCUGAAACGAUAGGUACAGAUAUGCCUAAGGCUGCUUGCAAUUAUUGCAAGAAGGAAUAUUUUGCUAAUGGUAAACAACAUGGAACUAGUAAUUUGAAGAAUCAUAUUGAGGAGUGUAAGGAAUAUGAGAAGAUUAGGAGUCAGCUGGUGCAAAAGACACUGCAGAUGUAGGAAGAAAAGCAUUAGCUAAGAUGAUUGUAGUGGAUGAGAUGCAUUUUAAAAUUGUGGAUGGUGAAGGGUUUAAAGAGUACUCAAUGGCUCUGUAGGUUAUUCCUUCCAGAUACACUGUCAAAAGGGAUUGUAUGAGCUUGUAUGUGGAAGAAAAGGAAAAACUGAAGCAACUUCUGAAAGACCAGUGGGUGUGUUUGACCAUGGACACAUGGACUUCACUUCAAAAUAUCAACUACAUGUGUCUCACAGCUCAUUGGAUUGAUGAGCAAUGCAAAAUACACAAGAAAUUUUGAGUUUUCCCAACAUUGCUAAUCACAAAGGGGAGACUAUUGGGAUGGCUGUUCUUAGCUGCUUGGAUGAUUGGGGGAUAGAGAAGAUAUUCACAAUCACGGUGGAUAUUGAGAGUACUUACGAUGGAGCUAUUAAGCAUAUCAUUAGGAGAACUAAAGAUGGAGCUCAGACUGUGUUAGAGCAUGCAUACAUACAUGUUCGAUGUUGUGCUCACAUUCUGAAUCUUAUAGUGCGAGAUGGAUUAAAAGAUUUGGAUGAUGCAAUAAUCACGAUUCGGAAUGCAGUUAGAUUUGUCAAUAGUUCUCCAGCGAGAUUGCAAAGUUUCAUGUAGUGUGUUGAGGAGGAGAAGAUCGGCUAAUAUGCCUAGAUGUUGAGACAAGGUGGAACUCAAUUUUUCUUAUGUUAGAAGUUGCUGAGAAAUUUGAGAAGGAUUUUGAGAAGUUAAGAGUUUGAUGAUCCUCGCUAUGUUUCAUACUUUACAGGCGGUGAUGAAGAUGGAGGGGACCAAGAUGUCAUUAGUGUGCAGAAUGAGAUAUCUAUUUGCACAAGGGGUAGAGGAAGAAAGAGGCUCAGAAUGCUUGGUCCACCUUCUAGUGAGGACUGGAAAGACGCUAAGUGUUUAACCGAGUUUUUGAGGCUUUUCUACAACGCCACUCUUAAGCUUUCUGGUGCUCAGUAUACUACUUCUAACCAGUUUUUCCACGAGCUUGUCGCUUUGCAGCAAAACAUCAUGACCAUGACUGAGAGUAAUGAUCGAAUAUUGAGUUCAAUGGCUUUCAGAAUGUUGUCCAAGUUUACCAAAUACUGGUCGAUUAUGUGAACUCUUUGUUGCACAUAGCUGUGGUCCUAGAUCCAAUAUAUAAGCUAAAAUAUGUGGAAUACUGCAUGACACGACUUUGCGGAGAGAAAAAGGCUGCUGAGUUUGCAGAAGAUCUUGAGAAAAAGCUGGUUGAGCUGUAUGAGUAUUAUUUGGAAGAAAAUCCUAAUUCUGGGCACUCUAAACAUGCUACUUCCGCUGCUAGCCUUGAUAUUUCUGCUGAUUUACUGAAUACAGAUCCUGCAAAAGCUCUUAGACUUUAGUUUGCAAAGGAACAUGCAUCUUCUGCUAGCAUUGGAGGGAAGUCAGAAGUUCAGCGAUACCUUUCUGAAGUUGCAGAGGGGGAAACAGAUGCAUUUGACAUUUUAUUCUGGUGGAAAAUCAACUCUUCCAAGUAUCCAAUCAUAGCACUUAGCACGAAUUGCAAAAGAUGUGCUUGCUGUGCCUGUAACAAGUGUGGCUUCGGAGUCAACAUUCAGCACUAGGGGUCGUGUACUUGAUGCAUAUCGGAGCAACUUAGUACCAACUACUGUGGAAGCAUUGAUUAGCUGUCAAGAUUGGUUGAAAUCUUCUGGACACUCCAUAGGGGUUCAUAAUGCAUUCCCUGGUAUCGAAGCAUAAGAGGAUUAAGAAGAUCAUGGAUAUGCUCCUGUUGAUCUUGUUCCUUUGGGGAUGUUGGAGACUUGGAGUCAAUAAAAGGGACCAAAAGGGAACAAGUCAGAACUCGAACUCAGAAGCAACAGAGGAAUGGGCACUAUUGGGUGGCGCCUAACAUUUGAAAAUGUAAAGGCGCCUAGGUUGGCCAGGUGCUUCAAAUGAGGGCACCAAAGAUUGAGGUGCCAACGACGAGAAAAAAGGGGUAUUCGGCAGACGCCUAGGCUAAAAGGAGUAUGUCAAAGGUGCAGGCCAGCAUUGGUGAGUCAGGAGCCCAUGAUGGGAGUACAAGCACGCGCAGACCGGUUCGACGAAAGAAGACGAUUGAAAGGCCAAAGGGGGUUAGGCGCCUGCAACAAGUGAAUUCUUAGGUACGCGCGGAGUGGAUGGGUGCUAUUGGGGCGACGCCUAACAUUUGAAAACGUAAGGGCGCCCCGAUUGAAGGGAAUGGGGAGCAUCAGUGCCACUAAAUGACGAUCAAUCUUGGGAGUAUUACUAGAAUGAGCGCCUCUCAAAAGGUGUGUGAGAAACGCCAAUCGAAUAGGAAGCAACAAGUGCGUCAAAGGGCGUAGUUAGGCAUUUAAGAAGUGAAGGUUGAGCGCCUAAUUGGGGGGUAAUUGUUGGGGGUAUUACGUGGGCCUGCCCAAAUAUGGGCACAAUAUGAUCUAGUAGAAGAAGAAAAAGCUCCAUUAUGAGGUAGGCCCAUGGGUAGUCCUAUUGGGUCGGGUCCAUGCAUGAAGUGGGCAACCUAAAGACAAAACUCAGGAAACUCAAAAGAAGUACGGAUUGCCUAUGUUCCCCCUGUUGGGCGCCUAUCAAUUGUCAGAGGCCUGACAUGUCGGUCAGGGGCCUAGUCUGACAGAAGUUUGGAGCAUUAAAUGUGUCGCUAGCGUGGAGCUGGGUUGAAGGAGCCCGGUCUAGAGUUGGGUGAGAGUAAAUAGGGCCGGUAGGUAGCAUUUAUAGGGGGGGACUUUCACACUAAAAAACUAGAGUUAAACACUUCUCUAUCUAAACCCCGGACUAACUUGAUCGCCAGAGGAUUAACGGGCCCAGGCGCCCACCUCUGUGUGCAUCUGUGCAGGCCAGACGCUUAGGAAUCAGUGAGCAAGGAGUGUGUGGCGAAGAAGCAGACUCUCGGGUAUCCGGGAAUAAACAUAAACCAUGCCAAACUUCUUUCACAAAACUGCAAUUGAUGAAGAGAUGGUUGUUAUUUUCUUCCUCCCUAGCAAAGCUCACACAGCAAAGAAGCAAAUUUUGGAUGGGAUGAAGUGUUUCCAAACUGUCGAGUGAUGAUAAUAAGCCCGGCACACUAGAGAGCAAACAAGUAUCCCAAAGAGUCGUCGAGUUAACCUUAGUACCAAGUAUUACGACAUAAUAAUCAGGUAUAGGAACAUUGCACAUAGUAUACAUGAUUG
Molecule: messenger RNA, 5131 nt
Organism: Linum tenue
Lineage: Eukaryota; Viridiplantae; Streptophyta; Magnoliopsida; Malpighiales; Linaceae
Source: the annotation of a GenBank genome assembly